AGAAAAAAGUUGAAAGAUCCUUCCGCAUGGAGCUCUUAUGGAAUCUUAAGUCAUCGAAAUGAGUGAAUGAAGGAUCAAAAAAAAAAAAUUCUGAAGAAUUUUUCAAGUGAUUUUCAAUGGUUGUAGCUAAGGAAUAAAAUUGCAGAGAUUGUCGCAAUAAAGUGGGCAAAGCGGAUGCUUAGGAAGAAAAUUUUCAAGAGUAGAUUCAUUCAAGUGGUCUUUUAAUAAUACGUUUUUUUUUCCGCCGUAUGCAUAUUGAUUUUUAUGCCAGAAAUCUCAUGCGAAAAUUGUGCAACAAUAUUUUAAAAUGCCAUUUGUGCGUUGUCUUUUCAGGAUAACAGUAUAUUCAGAACAUUGGAGUGCCAAUGACAGAGGGAAAACACUGACACAGUGAGGAACAAUGUCCAUGGAGAGUGACGGAGACUUAAACUAUUUCUUACUGAAUCGGACCUUUGAAUCAUGUGCACUUAAGUAUGAAGACUAUGUUAUGCCAGUGACAGCGUCUUAUUGCAAUUGGACAUGGGAUAGUGUUCUGUGCUGGCCACCAACUCCUGCAGGCACUAUCAUAAGACAGAGAUGUCCUUUUCGACACGGUCUCGAUCCCACCAGAUAUGCUGAAAGGAGGUGCAGUACCAAAGGUGAAUGGAUCGGAAGAAAUGUAACGUCUGAUGCACAGACUCAAGCAGGAUGGACGAAUUACACACCUUGCUACACUCCCGAAAUGCAGCAUAUCAUGAAUAUGCUCUACCUCAACAGAGAUACAGCCAAAGACAAAUUCAACAUAGCUGAGAGAACACGUAUUCUGGAAAUAGUGGGUUUCAGCAUAUCUUUAACAGCACUGAUUGUCUCCUUGAUAAUCUUCUGGCGGUUUAGAAGCCUGAGGAACAAUAGGACACGCAUCCACAAGAAUCUCUUUGUAGCAAUGGUGAUUCAAGUACUAAUCCGAUUGAUACUCUACAUUGAUCAGGCACUCAUCCGGGCUAAUUAUGGUGAUGGAACAAUGGGCCGCCAAGGCAUCGAUAACACGCCCUUCCUCUGCGAAGCGUGUUACAUUUUAUUGGAGUACGCUAGAACAGCAAUGUUUAUGUGGAUGUUCAUCGAAGGUCUCUAUCUUCACAACAUGGUAACAGUGACGGUCUUCCAAGUGCAAUUUCCCUUCGUGAGCUACGUGAUUAUAGGCUGGGGUGGCCCCAUCAUCCUGACAGCGCUUUGGGGAUUUAUCACGGCCAAAUAUAAAUCUCAUCAGCAGUGCUGGUGGGGCUAUAAUCUCACGUAUUACUACUGGAUCCUCGAAGGACCUAGACUUACGGUCAUCCUGCUAAACUUCUGCUUUCUGCUCAACAUCAUUCGAGUUCUCGUUGUGAAACUCCGUCAAUCUCAUACAAGUGACAUCGAGCAGGUGAGGAAGGCAGUAAGGGCAGCUGUUGUCCUGCUACCUCUGCUGGGAAUCACGAAUAUCUUAUCAAUGACGGCGGCACCACUGACCAAAUCCGUCUUGGAAUUUGCACUGUGGUCAUAUACCACCCACUUCCUCACGUCCUUUCAGGGCUUCUUCAUCGCCCUCCUGUACUGUUUUCUCAACGGCGAAGUACGUUCGGCCCUUCUGAAGAGCUUUCGCUCCUACCUGGACUUUCGAGGCGGUUGGGCUAACACUCAGCAACCACCCCGACGACAGUCAUUCUACAGUGUCGCCUACACGCCAGCUGUAUCGGUACCCAAUAAUAUCGCAAAUAAUGCAACCUACAUUCAGAGAUUCACAUAAUUUUACAGAAAAGUGCAAGUGAACAAGGAAAAAUCUGUACAAUUUUACACAAGUUAUUAAAGGAGCUUUUUUGUGCAAGAAAA
This is a messenger RNA of Phlebotomus papatasi, 1845 nucleotides long. It is a transcript of the gene Pdfr, whose product is annotated as PDF receptor. The transcript is spliced from 6 exons. Gene Ontology annotation, molecular function: G protein-coupled peptide receptor activity. Gene Ontology annotation, cellular component: plasma membrane. Gene Ontology annotation, biological process: cell surface receptor signaling pathway; adenylate cyclase-modulating G protein-coupled receptor signaling pathway. The record is from RefSeq and is a predicted model, not a curated record. Bases 401 to 1762 code for a protein of 453 amino acids. Lineage: Eukaryota; Metazoa; Arthropoda; Insecta; Diptera; Psychodidae.